AUGCAGUCGAGGUCCGUGAAGGAGGGUCUUUUGUUGCUGAGCAGGCACAGUUUGAGAAGUUCAAGCAGGGCAUUUGUGCAUAUGGUGGAGCGAGACAUGUCUCGCUCAAGAAUUGCGAGAUCAAGUCCUGCUCGCAUCUUGGCAAAUGGAACAUUCUUAAAUGCGGCGACCAGAGCGCAGGGCCAUGCCGAGCAAUUGGCUGCUAUGAGCGGACCAACACAGGCGGCUGAGGAGUGGGGAAGGGCACGUGGGAUACAGACGGAAGUUCUCAUCUCAGAUUCCAUCAUCCGAGAUAUGGCUUCCUUUGGUGUUUCCGUGGGUAUGGGCGCUAAUGUUUCUGUUCAUCAAUGCAAAUGCAUCAACAACGAUCCCGUGUCCUUCUUUGUCAAAGACGGCUCCAACUUCACGCUCUCCGCGAGUCUGGUGUAUUACACGCGCCAGCGGUCGAGGUGCACAUGGGCAGGAGGCUGGACGCACCCGACCAAUGCGGUCAACAUCGGCACGAACUAUGGAGGCGAAGUGAGGCUGCUUCAGAAUGCUUUCAUCGGCCCGGGUAGCAUGGCAGAAGCCAUGCACGAGGACUUCCGGAUCUUGCCCCAACAUAUGAAGUCCCUGGGCAUGUGGUCCAGCCCUGCGUACCAGGAAGGGAAUGAGCACUUCACCAAGGACUCAGCAGAAGUUCCCAGCUUGGAAGCCUUAGCCGCCAGGCUCCCCAAAGCCUGCCGGCCCACGGUUGUGGAUGUGAAGCGUCGCGACGAGACUCGCAUGCCACUGCUAGCGCAUCAGCGCCCGUGCUACACGGUGGCAGAUGCACAUUGGUCACCAACAAGCAGCCAGUAUUAUGCCAUCGGCAACACCUUCGGUUUCAGCGUAGCACGUGACAUCCCAAAGGAGGUGUCCAAUGUCAGUGUUCUUCUCGCCGCUUGUGGGGAUAUCAGGAACCUGCUCGCCACCGUGUCAGCCUGCCCCGCAACGUCUUUACACUUUACGCUCAACGAUGGCAACAAAAGUAUGCUCGCAAGGAAUUUGACACUUUUGCAGCUGAUUGCCCAAGGAGCGGCGGAUGAAGACGUCCUGGCGGUUUGGGCCAACCACUGUCUUACCACUCAUCAAAGAGACGUGCUGUUGGAUGCACUCAAGGCGUUGGAAAGCAAAUCUUCGCAUCCGCCGUGGAUUUCUCACGACGCAUCCUUGCAAGGCGUCUUCACGGAGUGGAUGACCGCGCAAGAGGUCUUUUCAGCAGAUGAGCUUCUGCGCAAGAGGCAGCCGGGCCUCGACAUCUCGACAAGUGAGGAGCUGUCAUGCACCGCUGCAGCUGCAGGAGGCAAGCUGUCUGCCAGAGCCCGACGAGAGAUCGCCUCGUACAUCAAAACAGGCAGCCUUCCGGACCUGGCAGCCUGCCAGGGCAGUGAAGAUGCCCGCGCCUGCGUCAACCCGACGCUGUUGCUGGCACCUGGGCUUCAGUACACGGUCUACUUCUCAACUUCGAUCUUCCGGGCGGUCCCGCUUGCCGGGACAGCCACCUCGGCUGUCGAAGGCCUUCUCGACACGUUGAAGCCGCAGUUUGAAUCCUUCCGACAGGCAGUGGAGGAACACAGAGUGUUCGUCAGGACAGAGGCUGGAGAUGUGCUAGGCGUGAUGCAGAGUUAUGCUUCGAAGCAGCAGUUCGACUUCAUCGAUACCUCCAAUGUGGCAGACUACGUGUCGAUGGCUGCCAUCUUGCAUGCGUCAAGCCGCGUUCUCAAGCCCCAAGGCUACACCCGGGUAGUGGCGGAAUCAGUGAUCAACGGUUGCAUCGUUCCAGCAGAUCCGCCCACCUCAUAUCUUGGGAAAUCGGUGCCUCCAGGACUGCUCAAAUCCAUCACUGGCCUUGAGUUCGACAGGGCCGAGUGUCUUGUCACCUCAGUCCGAACCUCCUGGAAGUUAUCAGAGCCGAUGCCCUCUGCCCCAGGUCGGUUGCUCUUGGAUCUUGCCUCGGCCGUGACAGCCAGCAGGGCAACCGACGUUCGUCUGCAAGCUCGUGUGAUGAUUUGUGCGCACCCAGCCAUAGCAACCCUGAUGAACAUGAUCCGCUGCACCCAAGAUGAAAGGUUCUUGGGGCUCCUUGUGAAGCUGGAGGCAGCUCCAGAACAUGAUUGGGAAGCCGAGGUGUGGGCUUCUCAGGAGAAGGAGCUCUCGCUCCUUUCGUUUGAUGCCGACGUGGAGCUACGACUGAUACCAUACAAAUCGAACGAACCCCCUUCUCUUGGUCCUGUCCCCUUCGCAACUUGCUUGCCAGGGCCCUGUGCCCCAGGGCGUGCAGAUCGUGACGACGAUGAGCUGGGACGAGGAGAUGGGAGUUGCCUCCUUUCUGAUGUCCCCAGCCAGAGCUGCCCAAACCAGGCAGUGGUAUGCAACGCUUGCUUGUAUAGCAGCCACCGGCAUCACCACAGUGGGAGUGAGUCGGCAGCUUGGAACGAUGAGCUGCAAAGCGGUUGCUAA
Molecule: messenger RNA, 2481 nt
Organism: Symbiodinium natans
Lineage: Eukaryota; Dinophyceae; Suessiales; Symbiodiniaceae
Source: the annotation of a GenBank genome assembly